AUGUCAGAAGCUCCCAACCAACACACAUCUAGUGAGGCGCUGCCUCCCAGGUCGGUUGUCGACACCGACGCCGACGCCGUCGACACGAUCCCGAUAACAGUCUCCCUCGGCGCCAAGUCGACAACCUUCAACCUCACCGCAGCGGGCACCCUAGAUGACCUCACGCUCGCCUGCGAAGACUUCUUUGACACCCCAGACGACAGCCCCAGCUUCAACUGGUCGACGCACAAGUUCAUCGCACCCCCGCCGACGGGCCUCAUUAAGGCCGGCGAGAACGGUACCUCCCCGCUCGCGCCCAUGGCCGGCAAGAAGCUCCGCCUGCUGGCCGCCAAACUAUCCGAGAUCGACUCCCUGCGCGCAGCCGAGCAGUACGCCGCGCGUCGCCGCGAGCGCCGCUCUAGAGUCGUCCCCUCAGCAGCGAGACCGCACCGCACCACUGCUCGUCGGCCGGGCGACGAUAUCUAUACGUUCCUCUCCAUCCGGCCACUGCCGUACCUGCCCCGCCCAGAGCGGUCGCAGGCGCUUCUGGAGCGGGUGGCCAACGAUCGGGGAAUCCGGGAGUCGAUGCGCCGGCGCAAGUUCACCGUCGGGCUGCUGACCGAGAUGGACCCGGCCGCGCACACGGACAUGUCGCACGACGGCGGCGUCGGCCGCACCCUGGGCCUGAACCGCAACAAGGGCGAGGUGAUCGAGUUGCGCCUCCGCACCGACGCCGGCGACGGCUACCGCGAUUACAAGACCAUCCGCAAGACGCUGUGUCACGAGCUCGCCCACAACGUCCACGGCCCCCACGACAGGAACUUUUGGGACCUGUGCCACGCCAUCGAGCGCGAGGUUGAGGCCGAGGACUGGAUCUCAAAGGGUGGCCGGACCGUCGGUGAUGGGCCAGGCUUUGACGAAACCGCAGACGACGAGGACUACGCCCCGGAUCAUGGAGGGUGGACUGGCGGCGAGUUUGUGCUCGGUGGUGCUAGUGGUGCUAGUGGUGCGGGUCCGGCGGGCGCCGCGCAGGUCUCGUUGAGUCGGAGAGAGAUUUUGGCAAAGGCGGCCGAGGAACGGAUGCGCCGCAUGAACCAGGAGGGUCGAGAUGGCGAGAACGGUGUCUUUAGUACCAUGCGCCUCAAGAAGGGAUACGCUACUCAUGAAGUGGUUGGCUAA
Molecule: messenger RNA, 1158 nt
Organism: Pyricularia oryzae 70-15
Lineage: Eukaryota; Fungi; Ascomycota; Sordariomycetes; Magnaporthales; Pyriculariaceae
Product: ubiquitin/metalloprotease fusion protein
Exons: 2
Coding region: 1-1158 (385 amino acids)
Molecular function (GO): proteasome binding
Source: RefSeq, a predicted model, not a curated record